Molecule: messenger RNA, 3125 nt
Organism: Gopherus evgoodei (Goodes thornscrub tortoise)
Lineage: Eukaryota; Metazoa; Chordata; Testudines; Testudinidae
Gene: LRRC2
Product: leucine rich repeat containing 2
Exons: 9
Coding region: 152-1270 (372 amino acids)
Molecular function (GO): protein binding
Source: RefSeq, a predicted model, not a curated record
UCAGCUGUGGGGUUCAAACAGAUCUGCUCACCACAAACUAUGUUGCUGUUGUAAACAACCUCAGCGUCCCCAGUUAACUAACCACAGUGCAUACCCGGAGCUCUGGACACUUGUGUUCCUUUAGUUGUAGGAAAAGCUUAAUGUCAGUAACAUGGGACAUCAGGUGAUAAUAUUUGACAUUUCUGUCGUAAGAGGCUUCUGGGAAACUCAAGUCAAGAAGUAUAAAGAAAUUCGAAAGAAGGAGAAGGAAAGAUUAGCACAAAGCUCAUUAGAGAAGAUAAAGCAAGAAUGGGACUUUGUACUAGAGUGCAGAAAGAAAGGCAUUCCACAAUCUGCAUACCUAAAGAAUGGUUUCAUAGAUACCACUGUGAAGAUUUUGGAUAAAACUGAGAAGAAAACUCAGCUCUGUAAGAAGAGUACUUUGUCAGACGAAACAGAUAAAGAAAGAAGCAAGUUUAUUUUUCAACUUUCUGGAGAGCACUGGACGGAAUUGCCAGAUUCAUUGAAAGAACAGACACAUCUGAAAGAAUGGCAUAUCUGCAAAACACAGAUACAAACCAUUCCAGCCUACAUUGCCCUGUUUCAAGAGCUGAAAGUAUUGGAGUUAUCAAAUAACCAGAUCACACAUCUUCCAGUUGAAAUUGGUGUUUUAAAACAACUGAAAGAACUCAAUGUAAGUUUUAAUAAUUUGAAGAGCAUCCCUCCAGAACUGGGAAACUGUGAGAAUCUGGAAAAACUGGAUUUGGCUGGAAAUAUAGAACUUACAGAGCUCCCAUUUGAACUAAGUAACUUGAAACAAGUCACGUUUGUGGAUGUGUCAACAAACAAGUUCCCCACUAUUCCAAUUUGUAUACUUCGGAUGUCAAAUUUGCACUGGCUGGAUAUUAGCAACAACAAACUGAAAGAUCUCCCACAAGAUAUAGACAGGCUCAGUGAACUGCAGACAUUUCUCCUGCAGAAAAACAAGCUGACUUAUCUUCCACGAGCUUUGCUCAAUAUGCCAAAGCUCAGCUUACUGGUGGUUAGUGGUGAUGAUCUGGUUGAGAUACCCACCGACGUUUGUGAAUCACCCACAGGUUUAAAAUUUAUAAGCCUUAAGGAUAAUCCUCUUGAAACAUUCUUGUAUCACGAUACUGAAGACAACGUAGAAAGUGAACGUGAUCGAGAGCAAUUUGAGAAAGAAUUUAUGAAGAGCUACAUUGCAGACAUAAGAGGAAGAGAAUCUAUGCCUUGCUAUACUACAAAGGUAUCAUUUACUAUCCAGCUCUGAAGAUCAGAAAUCUCUAAGACACUAUGGGAUACCAGAAAAACUCAAUUUUUGUCUGUGAUUGGAAGACAUUGAUAUCAUGGAGAGUUAUAAGAGGCUCUUAAAUAAUGAUUACCAUACUUGCUUUCAAUAACUACAGACAAAAUUGCAAGGACUAAAUAGUUUUCAUCAGAUGAAAUUUCACUUUUUAAAUCAACACAUUUAUUUUCAAGUCAACAGCAACAAGCAGUAAAUUAUACAUGGCUAAGGCCCUCAUCAUGCAAACACAUACAUGUGAUGUACUUCAUGACUGUGAACAGUACUAUUGCAAUCAAUGGGGUUACAGUAGUAAAGUUAAGCAGGUAUGUGUUUGCAGGAUAGGGGCCUUAAACAGUAUCUGGUAUAUAUUCUGUUGCAGUUCAGCUGAAAAAAGAUUUGUUCCUGUGCAAACAGUGGAAGUGUUAAUGCUUUAGAAAAUGCAUGUGUAAUAUUAUAUUUUAAAGACCAAAUAACUAAUUCAAUUGUUUGCAAUAGUUCUUGAUGGUAGGUUUAAAUACAUUGUUUAUGGGUGAAGUUUUUACUUUCUGCUGUUCAGAAAGGUCCUACUCUGGUUUUUCAGUUUAAAUAUAUUCUAGCAAGUAGACACUCAGUAUGGAGUCUGUGAAAAUACCGUUGCUUUUUUCAUUAUAUUACAAGAAUUUAAAUGAUCACAAAUAUUAGUACACAGGUGACUGGAAUUUUUGCAGUAAGCAAUUUUUAAAUAAUAGGACUUCAAAGAAAAAUAAUCUCUGGGAAGAAGUUUCAAUGAAUAAAACAUCAUGAAAAUAUUUAAAAACCAAGUGCUUUGACUAAUAAUGAUAGUUCUCAAUUACAGUAAUUUUGUUGGUAUAACAAUGAAUUGUUUUUGUAUGUAAUGCAAAUGCCUUAGUUCUAUAAGUAUGAUGAUUUUGCUGGUUAUGAUAUUUGUUUUGCUUGUUUUGUAAUCUGUUAUACAUAAUUUUGUAAGUGUAAAUACUAUAGAAUGAUUUAGUUUUGCAUAUGAAUAUUUUUCAUUUAUUAAAUCAACUUUUAAUCUAAAAAUACUAAUUGAAACUUGAAGCCAUUUAAUUAAAAUCAUCCUAAACUGUGUAAGUGUGAAUGUGGCAGAAACAUGUAAUAAAGAGUAGUAACAUCAUGAGGAUGACAUGUAACAGAAGAGUGAUAGCUCCGCUAUAACGGUGAGAUAAAGACCAGUUUCUGGUUAAAGUUCACCAACACCACAUGGUGAACAAAGAAGAGUAUCAGAAAUAUUACUUAGAGAGGUAACUAAAAUAAUAUUUUUAUUGCAUUUCUAAGAACAAUUUUGAAAAUAUGAUUUUACAAUAUUAAAUUAUUUUUCUACAUUUGUUUUACUGGUAAAGAUAAGGUGAGAUUAAUUGGCUCCCAAAUAUUAUGUAAAAUACCUCAGAUCAAUAAUAUAGUGUGAAAAUAAUACAACUUAUUAAACUCUAAGACCAUGAUCCUGUAAACACUUACCAACAUGCGCUACAUUAACCAUAUGAAUAGUCCUAUGACUACUCAUUUGCAUCAUGCAUGGGUACCAUUUAAUAGAUCAUAGCACUAAAAUGAUAUAAGAGAUACAGAAGUCACUGCAUGACAUUAGAAAGGGAGAAAAGGCGGAUUGUAUUUAAUUAAUACUUUAUGGCAUGGAAAAUCACAGGCUAUAUCAAUAUUAUUUUAGUUUCUCUCCUUUAUUUACUGAUUUUGUGUAAACAACAGUUGUGGAAUGCCAGUUUUCAGCAAACAUAUUUUUGUUGCUUAUGCCUUUAUGGCUUUUGCUAAAAAGAAUAUUUUAAAUUAAUUUAUUUUCAGGUUUAAAGACUCAGAUAAUACAAUUAUC